Molecule: messenger RNA, 840 nt
Organism: Seminavis robusta
Lineage: Eukaryota; Bacillariophyta; Bacillariophyceae; Naviculales; Naviculaceae
Source: the annotation of a GenBank genome assembly
AUGAUCUCGCUGCAAUCACUCCGCCUUUAUAACCCUUACCGCGCAACGAUGUUCCGGAAACCGCUGCCUCGGUCUCCGAACCAGCCGCACCAACGAAAUGGAGGCGUUUGGGGCAAACUGCUGUUGGCACUCCCUGUAUUCUACAGCACAAUCUACGUGGUUUCUCGAUUGGUAGUUGGAGUUUGGUUUCAAGAAGAUGCAAUCUCCACGGUAGAGUUGGAAGGACCAGCAGCGUAUGGCUUUACGCUGGCCUUUUUCCUCUUUUUCACGCCUUUACUGUACGCUUUUUGCUGCGGUUUGGCGGGUGAGAUGAUCCAGCCGGAGUGGCGGCGCAUAGCACUCUACAGUGGCGCCACAUUUUGCUGUGGAGCUUCCUGCGAGAUUGCAAUUGGCACCAUUUCGGAGUUCCUGUUGGGUCGAAAGGUGUGGCGGUACCAUGUCUGGCCCAAGCACGAUGGAUACACGUCCGGUGUCGGUGCUGUCAUGUGGCCCAUGUAUGGGUUCUAUCUCUUCCUCUUGCGCCAGGCAUUGCACAAGAGGGGCUUGAAACAGCACAUUGAAAAUGCGUUAUUUUCGGGUGUCUUGACGGGUAUUGAUGCCAUGAUGCUGGAAACUAUGGCAAACACGUUCUCUCUCUUUGGCUGGAACAUUUAUUACUUUUAUUAUUAUGCGCCAGAUCUCAAUCACUUCACAUCAGCUGAGAUCUUUUUCGCUUACGUCUUGUGUGGAACUCUGGGGGCCCUCUUGUUGAAAGUUCUGGAUCAACCCAAGUUCCCAAUGGCAGUGAUAGGCCUUGCAUUCUAUGUUGUUGGAAUCUGGGUGGUCUUUGGUCUGGACUAA